This is a messenger RNA of Monosiga brevicollis MX1, 717 nucleotides long. RefSeq lists its product as uncharacterized. Gene Ontology annotation, molecular function: protein binding. Gene Ontology annotation, biological process: ribosomal large subunit biogenesis; ribosomal large subunit export from nucleus; endonucleolytic cleavage in ITS1 to separate SSU-rRNA from 5.8S rRNA and LSU-rRNA from tricistronic rRNA transcript (SSU-rRNA, 5.8S rRNA, LSU-rRNA). The record is from RefSeq and is a predicted model, not a curated record. NCBI's taxonomy places the organism in Eukaryota, Choanoflagellata, Craspedida, Salpingoecidae. Gene Ontology annotation, cellular component: nucleolus; nucleus; preribosome, large subunit precursor. The transcript has a single exon. The coding region runs from base 1 to 717 and encodes 238 amino acids.
AUGCGGGGUCGAGACAAGUUGCGUCGCUUGAGCGACACGACCUUUGCCAUUGCGGUCGUGUCCAUGAUGGGUUUUGGCCUCCAUGAACUCAUCAACGUCAAGCCGACGGACAAGUGCCCGCUUUGCAGCAGCAAGACACCUCAGCCGCGACUAACCCGCGAGCACCUGCUGACCUGCCGUCCCAUCAAGCGACACAACGCCCUUCGCGACGAGAUGGGCCGCCUGCUCAGGUACGCCACCCUCUCCCAUGUCUGGGUGGAAAAGUCUGGCUACAACGCCAACGGUCAGAGCUGCCGCAUCGACCUGCACUGCCGCAACCCCUUUCCCGGCGGUGCUCUGGGCCCAGCUCUACCCGACCUGGGCAUUGACGUGACUGUGCGCACAGCCCAACCCCCGACCACCUCGCAAGCCUGCAUCAAGGUGGGCGCUGCCCUUCGCCGAGCCGAAAAGGAGAAGCGCGACUACUACACCGGUUUCAACCAUGGAAAAACUCUGAUCGUCCCUGCGGCGAUGACGACAACCGGUGGGUUCGCCUCCUCCUUUGUGGAUCUGCUUGGUCAGCUCGCCCGCUGCGCCGAGGCCCGUGGUGUGUAUCAGCCGGGGCUAGAUGAGGCCUUUGUUCCUCGGUGGAAGGGUCGCUUUGCGGCGCUGGUCCAUCAGAUGAACGCUGACCACAUCCAGCGCCACUUUGGCGGUGUCUGCCUGCGCUCGUCGUAG